Molecule: messenger RNA, 1760 nt
Organism: Tribolium madens (black flour beetle)
Lineage: Eukaryota; Metazoa; Arthropoda; Insecta; Coleoptera; Tenebrionidae
Product: 4-coumarate--CoA ligase 1-like
Exons: 4
Coding region: 114-1706 (530 amino acids)
Biological process (GO): long-chain fatty acid metabolic process; fatty-acyl-CoA biosynthetic process
Molecular function (GO): long-chain fatty acid-CoA ligase activity
Source: RefSeq, a predicted model, not a curated record
CUAUUAUUUAAUGAAGUUUGCUUAGUAAUUUUAUCAAGAUAGAUGAGUAUAUAAAGUUAACGAAAACUAUCAGACACAUUGUAUUCUUUGAGCCUCUGUAGUAAAGUGUUAACAUGAUUCAUAACAAGAUAUUGCAAGGAAAAGAAUUUAAAUCAACUUUGAACAACAUAAGUCUAGGUGACUUUUUUUUUAAUUAUGCGGAAAAAAAUGCCAACAAAAUUUGUCAAAUAGACGCAGAUCUAGAUCAAUCUGAAACCUACUCUAGUGUUAAGCAGCGAACAACUCGAUUAGCAAUACAUCUUAAGAAAAGAGGAAUAACUUCAAAAGAUGUAGUGGCUUUUUGUAGUUACAAUUCACUCGAUAACACUAUACCGAUUAUUUCUUCUUUGUAUCUCGGAGCUAAAGUCGUGAGUUUAGAUCCCACGCUAUCAGCUAGACAAACAAAACAUUUGUUGUCUCUUGUCUCACCUCGACUAAUUUUUGUUGGAGAAGAAUCAGUAACGUUGAUUGAAAACUGUUUAAAUGAAGUAAACUUGAACGCCGAAAUUGUUGUUUUUGGAAAGUCGAUUAAAUAUGAAACAUUUUCGAAUUUACUCACGCCUACUCCCGAAGAAAAAACAUUUAGGCCAGAAAAAGUCGACAUUCAUGAUAUUGCUGUGAUGUUUUUCAGUAGCGGUACUACAGGAUUACCUAAAGCAAUCUGUCACAGUCAUUACAGUUUUUUGCAGCUGACGGAUAUAUCAAAUCAAAGUGGUCACGACACCAAUUGUACUUUACACUUUACAACAUUUUAUUGGAUAUCAGGAAUGCUAAUGCUGUCGCUAAUAUUUCUUGACGGUGGCACUAGAGUCUUUGCACGAAACAUGGAGGGAGAAAAAACUCUCAAAAUGAUUGAAAAGUACAGAAUAACAACUCUUUUUGUUGCUCCUGUCUACACUUACGAACUUACAAGUGUAGCAAAUCCCGAGAAAUUCGAUCUGUCUUCUUUCCGUUGUUUUUUAACCGGAGGUACUUCAAUAAGUACCGAACAAUACAAAAAACUGAGCUCUUACUUCCCACAAACUCAAAUCUUAUUUGGUUAUGGAAUGAGUGAGAUUGGGAUAAUCUCUGUUUUUCACUCGACAAGAGACAAACAUUUUAUUAAGACUAAGCUUGGAUCUUGCGGAAAAAUUGUGGCGCAAACAACCCUUAAGAUUGUUAAUCCAGACACUGAAGAAAUACUCGGUCCACACCAAAAAGGAGAAAUUCGUGUCAAAUCAUCAGGCCUUUUCAAAGGGUACUACAACGCGGCGAGUUCUCACUGCUUCGAUAAAGACGGUUUUCUCAAAUCAGGAGAUAUAGGAUAUUAUGAUGAAGAUGGUUGUUUAUAUGUAGUUGGACGAAUAAAAGAAAUGUUUAAAUAUCUUUCUUGGCACAUAGUACCAUCUUCCAUUGAGGCGAUUUUAUUAGAACAUUCUGCUGUUAAAGACGCAGUGGUAUUUGGAAUUCCGGCUGGAGAAAAAGGAGAAAUACCGGCUGCUUGUGUUGUUUUGAAAGAUAAUUGUUGCAAUAUUGAUAAAGAAGAGAUUUUGAAGUUUGUAGAAGAGCGAGUUUCAGAAAGGGAGAAACUUAGAGGCGGUGUUACAUUUUUGAAUGAGUUGCCCAGAACACCCACAGGAAAAUUAAUAAGAAAUGAAGUUCGAAAUAUUGUCAUAAAAUCGAUGUGAAAAUGUAUCAUUGCAUUUUUCUGUUAUUUUAAACAAUAAAAGUAUUAUCAGGAA